GAUGUACGUCGACGUUACACACGCCGCGACGACACCGAGAGUUGCACACACACACACACACACACACACACACACCGCAGCAUAUAGACACAACGUCAGCACCGCGGCGCGGCAUUCUCGUUUUCCGGGGCCGUAACCGCGACCGCACGACCCUUGGCGCCGGCGGUGCACCACUUCGGAUGCGGUCCGGUCGUACGACGGCAGCGGCGGCGGCGGCGGCGGUGGCGGCGGUGGGUGAGGAACAAGGACCACCGCGGGUGAUGCGCUGCAGCGCGGCCGACCGCGGUCACCAUGGGCUGUAACCCGAGCAAAGACGGAAGCGCCGUCGGCGGCAGAGGAGUCGUGGGUGUGGACGGCGGCGGCGGCGGAGGAGGGGUCUCCGACAAAUUGUCGUCGGCCGCCGAAUCCGAUGCGGCCAAAACGCUGUUGAUACCGUUGAGCGACGAUUCGGGAGACCGCGACAGUUUGACCAGUUCGGUUAGCGAAGAAGAAAACUCCGACACGAUGAAAACAUCCGAGGAAGUAGAUUUCGAAAAGGAAUUCCGGCCGGAUGACGUUGAAUUGUGUCACGCCGCGACCAAAAUCCAAGCUUCGUUCCGAGGUCAUAUGACUAGGAAACAGCAAGCUGGCGGAAAAGAUGAGCCUGGUGGCGCUACCGCUUCUGCUUUGACUUCUAAAGACGAGACUCUCGAAUCGCAAUUGAAAAACGUCGACAUAAACAAGGACGCGGACCUAAGCGAGCUGUUGGACGUGGACUUGGCCGAUCCGGAGCUGCACAAAGCCGCCACGAAGAUUCAGGCAUCGUUCCGCGGGCACAAAGCUCGGAAGGCUGACGACGCAAUCGAUAACAAGCAAUAGGACCGCCGCUGCUGUAUAAAAUUUCCAUUAUUAUUAUUAAUAUUAUUUUUUUUUUCUUACAUUCAACAACGCUAUACGGUAAUAAUAAUAAUAAUAAUAUCUAUCGAGGACGGACGAGUUAAUUCAGCAUAAUACGACAAUUGCAACUACACCACAGUGGUUGUUAUUAUUAUUAUUAUUAUUAUCAUCGUCAUCAUAGUAAUUUUUGGUAAUAUUAUUUUAUUUCACUGCGGAUGUAGGAGAGGAAACGUUUUAUUAAAAUUACAUUUACUACAUUCAAUAUUAUAUAUAGGUUUUCCAACGCUGUCGUGACAAGUUUCUUUAUUAGAUUCAGCAACAUAAUAUUAUGUCGAUCGGUUCGUAAACCACAGCAUUAGAUACCUAUAUUAUGUAACUAAUUAAAUAAAGUAUCGUUCAAUUUUUUUUCUAUUAAGUAAGCUAAUAACAUUCCUUUUCCGCCAUCCUCGUCUUAUAUUAAUAAUACAUUCAUAAUAUUAUAUUCAUUUUCACUAUUUCGAUUGUGACCAACGCGUAAUUCGUAUCAAUGUGUAAUUAUUAUUAUUAUUAUUAUUUUUACUAUUAUUAAUAUUAUUAAUAUAUAUAUUUUAAAACACGCACAUCAAUUUAAAUACUUUUCUGGAGUUUCUACCAAAAUAAUAAACUACAGUCGAUAUUGUAUAUCGUAUUAUAUACCUACCUUAUGUAUUGUAACUAAAAUUUGGUAGCUGCAGGGUACUAUAAUGCUAUAAUAAUUGUAUGAAUACCGUUGUGUCCCACCAGAACGUAAUAAUCAAACGUAAUUGUAAUCAAAAUAAUAAUAAUUAUAUAUAAAAUUAAAAAUCACGAAAAUGACGAGGGUUAUUAUUACAUUGAGCUUAGGGGAGCUUAUAAUGCGUCGUUUCAAGGAAUAGUAAUAUCAAUUAUUUUCUUCUAUAAUUCUAUAUUGCACAGUGUUUAUUCCAACGCUGCAGUAUUAAUUUAUUGUCAUAACCGUUUCAUAUAACUACUUUUUUCCACCAGUCGUCUUAACAUUUUUAACAUUUAUGAGAUAAUAUUAAAUUUAUUAUUAUUAUUAUUAUUAUUAUUAUUAUUGACUAUUGUAGUUAUAAAUUAUAAUAUAUACAUCGUAUUAAAAAUCGUAUACAUUUAUUUAGACGGAACUCGCAUUUAUAUAAUACCUACGUAGGUAAUCAACGUAUAUCCACGAAAACGAACCAAUUAUAUUUGCUUGAACUUUCUGUUUCUACAAUUUAUUAAUUAUUAUUAAUCGAGUAGGAUGUAGAAAAAAUGUUUGAUAAUUUUACAUAAAUUUAUAAACAUUCAUUAUUAUAAAACAUCACUUUAAGCACUCGUACACCGGCAAACAAAAUAUUGCCUGUUGGGUCAUUUAAAAUUAAAAUUUGUAUUUUAAACUCAUUGUCGCUGCUCACUUGAAAAAUAUAUUACAUUUAUACAAAAUAAAUGAUUGAAAAAUAAUUUUUUCGUAAAAUAUUCUUUGAAUAAAAAUAGUAUACUAUUUUUCUUUUUAUUUCAAAUGAUAAAUUCCUUAUUAUUACAAUUAUAUUUCAUUAACCAUUUAAUUAUUUCAUAAUUAAUUUAAUUUCAACAUAUAGUAUUAUUAUUAUUAUUAUUAUUAUAUAUUUUAAUCAAUCAAUCAAUCUAUUUAUUAAAUAGGUAAACAAGUAGUUGAUUAUUGUAGAUUUUUUUUUUUCAACAACAAAACAUUCACACUUAUACACACGUACACAAUAUAAUAUACACCAACUUUAGGUAUAUUAUACUUAAAUAAUAAUUGAACUAAAUAGUUGUUGUUGUUGUUAAAGUUGUUGAUUAUAUUAUAAUUCUGUUUUUUUUCUUAUAUUAUUACUUACAGAAUCCUCAAAUUAUUAAUUGUAUUUUAUUAGUUGUAUUGUCGAUUUAUUGCAUAUCUAUCUAUUUUAGUAUUUUACAGUCGUCAUUUUCAAAUAUACGUAUUUUAGAAAUAUAA
Molecule: messenger RNA, 2845 nt
Organism: Rhopalosiphum padi (bird cherry-oat aphid)
Lineage: Eukaryota; Metazoa; Arthropoda; Insecta; Hemiptera; Aphididae
Gene: igl
Product: neuromodulin
Exons: 4
Coding region: 292-858 (188 amino acids)
Molecular function (GO): calmodulin binding
Source: RefSeq, a predicted model, not a curated record